Messenger RNA from Anoplophora glabripennis (Asian longhorned beetle), 5159 nucleotides. It is a transcript of the gene uex, whose product is annotated as metal transporter CNNM4. The record is from RefSeq and is a predicted model, not a curated record. Gene Ontology annotation, molecular function: transmembrane transporter activity. The transcript is spliced from 9 exons. The coding region runs from base 206 to 2824 and encodes 872 amino acids. Gene Ontology annotation, biological process: transport; magnesium ion homeostasis. Gene Ontology annotation, cellular component: plasma membrane. NCBI's taxonomy places the organism in Eukaryota, Metazoa, Arthropoda, Insecta, Coleoptera, Cerambycidae.
AUAUUCGUCUCGUCUCGUACAAAAACUAAUAUGUUUCCUAAUCGUUCUAUCCAUUAAUCCUCUCUCGUCCACUUAUGUACCGGGUACGGAAUUUGCGCCCGAAUUUAAUUCAUUGAAACAAAUAUCAGUUAUUGACAGUUUUAUUCACGAUGAGGACUACAAAAAGGUGUUAUUCGAAGUGCGCGGUAGGAAUAUAUACAAUGGCAUGCAAAUUAAGAUUACGAAAAGUAAAUCUGAAAGAAAUACUGAGUGUGAGGACUCCAUCGCGAAUUACAACGUAAGUGAACUAUCAACUGACGAGUUUAAAACGGCACAGUAUGAGUUAACAGUACCAAAUAGUGUAGGGGGUAUUAUUUACCUUUGUUUACCACGCCAAGUUAAGGAAAGCAGUGAACUUAUUCCUCCCAGUUUAUUUAAAAGUGGGUUUUUAAAGUGGUAUCAUCAGGGACCUAAUGUAACUCUUAACUUAACCAGCAGCGAAAGUCGGAAGAAACUGUCUUUGCAAAGAAGACAAGUUCCCAGUGACCAAAACACUUUGCGUGUUAUGGGCAUCAGAUUGGAGGCGGCGUACAAGGAACCCGACUUCGACGACAAUGGUGUGCCAAUUCUUCUCGCCAGUCAGGAGCAUACCAUCCGUCUCUUUGGUGAGGGUUUCACGAGAGACAUGAUGAUCACGUUUACUACCGAUACCGGAAACUACAGCAUGCACUGUGCCUUGCCAGCUGUAAGGGGUUUUCCUAUCGAAAAGGAGGAUGUCUUCGUCAAUCACACUGUCAAGGUGAAAAUCAACCUGCCCCCAAUCCCCUUAGACACGGACGGGUUCUUCUUGUGCGUCAAACAAGGCAACUCGACCUCCUUGUUCAUUCACCAGGGCGCCGAAUAUUGGCUCCAAAUCAAAACCUACGAGAAACUUAUUCCAACGUGGGCCAGCAUUGUUAUCAUCAUAGUUUGCCUUUCGUUUUCUUCCCUCUUCUCUGGUCUUAACUUGGGGCUGAUGUCUAUGGAUAAGACCGAGCUGAAGAUAUUGUGCAAUACAGGAACAUCGAGAGAACGCAAGUUCGCGCAGACCAUCCAACCCGUAAGGGCCCACGGAAACUACCUGCUGUGCUCCAUCCUGUUGGGUAACGUCUUCGUCAAUUCCAUUUUCACCAUCCUCCUGGACGACCUCACGUCCGGCCUCAUAGCCGUCAUCUUCUCCACGUUGGCCAUCGUCAUGUUCGGCGAAAUCACACCGCAGGCCGUCUGCUCGCGCCACGGGUUGGCUAUCGGCGCCAGGACCAUCUGGAUCACCAAGUUCGUCAUGGUCCUCACCUUCCCCCUCUCUUAUCCCAUAGCUAAGUUCUUGGAUUGCGCGCUUGGCGAGGAAAUCGGUAACGUCUACACUAGGGAGCGUCUGAAGGAGCUGGUCAGGGUGACAACAGGUGAAAAUGACCUCGAUAAGGAUGAAGUGAACAUCAUCAGCGGAGCCUUGGAACUCCGCAAGAAAACUGUCUCAAACGUAAUGACGAGAAUAGAGGAUGUCUUCAUGUUGGACUACGAAACAGUUCUGGACUUCGAGACCGUAUCUGAAAUCAUGAAGAGCGGUUACUCGCGUAUCCCAGUAUACGAGGGCAAUCGCCAGAACAUCGUUACCAUGCUUUACAUCAAAGAUUUGGCGUUUGUUGAUCCCGACGACAACACCCCUUUGAAGACCCUGUGCCAGUUUUACCAAAAUCCUUGUAAUUUCGUUUUUGAGGACGUCACCUUAGAUGUGAUGUUCAAGAUAUUCAAAGAGGGCAACAAAGGACACAUGGCGUUUGUUCAUCGGGUUAAUAACGAAGGGGAGGGAGAUCCGUUCUAUGAGACUAUCGGGCUUAUAACUCUUGAGGACGUUAUUGAGGAGUUAAUCCAGGCUGAAAUUAUGGAUGAGACGGACGUUUUCACUGAUAACCGCUCUAAGAGGAGGAGGAUAGCCGAAAGGAGACAGGACUUCAGCGUUUUCGCUGAGAAGCGCGGGGAACCAAACAAAAUGAGAAUUAGCCCACAGUUAACUCUUGCCGCUUAUCAAUAUUUGAGUACAAGCGUUGAACCCUUCCAUCCCAAUGUGAUAUCUGAGACAAUCCUUCGACGCCUUCUUAAGCAAGACAUUGUGAUCCACAUAAAGAAGAAUAAGGACUGGCGUACGGACCCGACGAACGUCAUCUAUGACCAGGGCAAACCUGUCGAUUUCUUUGUCAUAAUAUUGGAGGGUCGUGUUGAGGUGACCGUGGGAAAAGAAAAUUUGAUGUUUGAAGGAGGCCCGUUCACCUAUUUCGGUACCCAAGCACUCGUUCAAACUGUAGGAAUUGAAUCGCCAUCAGUGGCGCCAUCUACCAUGGGAAGUCUAGAAUCAUUGAACAUAGAUUCGUUAUUGCGCCACACUUUCAUUCCCGAUUAUUCGGUUAGAGCCUCGACCGAAGUGUUAUACCUGAAAAUAAAGAGAAGUCUGUAUCUGGCUGCUAAAAGAGCCACUUUAAUGGAGAGAUCCAAGAAAGGCGAACACCAAACCGAACAGCAGUUCGAUGAGGAAGUAGACAAGCUGUUGCACUCGCUGGAUGAGGACGACGUGGUGAGCGACGGAAAACGGACCCCCAACAGGAAAUCUUCCAAGACCAAGUCGCAAGAGAUAAAGGACAACCUAUCCUUGCAGACCAGUCCGAAAACUCCCUCCCACUACAGCAAUACCAGCCCCCCUCACCGUCUGAGCGCCCGCGACAUCAACGGGUCUAUCAAGUCCAGUCCCGUGGACGACAUCCAGGUCAGCAGCAAGGACGAGGAGAUGUCGUUGCUGCCCAAACGUUCAUAACGUAAAUGUACUGGCUCUAGAAAUCUAGGGCCACUGUAUCUUGUACUUAAAUUAUUUAGUUUUUAAAAUACCCAGUUUUAAUCGGUCUGGAUGGUGGGGGUUCGAGGAAGGUCGUUGUAUUUUUGGCAUUUUCCCAGUUUAGUUUUUAGGUUUUCUUUUGCAACUUAUUUGUACGUUUUGCCGUUUACUCGCUCGAACCCGAUUAUCCAGACGGAACCAAUGCCCUUAUAAUAUAUUUGAGAUUUCUACAGUAACUAAGUUAAAACGAUGUUGCACACGUACCAGCAGAUUUAAUAAAUCACGACCUGGUAUGCUUAAUUUCUGUGUUAGUAGUGGUGUACGGGGUGUUCCGGAGCCGUGAGGAAAGAAUUCGGUGGUGAUUCUACUCGUUCGGUAAAACUCGUUAUUGACCGUGUUACAUAACCUCUGCAACUCCGCCAUUUUUGGUCUGAUUAUCGAAAACAAAAGAUUGACGUUAAUCGUUCUGAAAAUACUACAUACUGACACUAUCAUUUGUUUUCAGUGCCUCCUUAGUGAUAGACAAUUGUUUUUUUUUUAAUAGAAUAUGAUAUAUGCCUGUAGAUACAAAUUUUUUUCACUGAAUUCGACAUGUUAUAACUAGAUUUUUAGGAAAAAUUUAUGGGAAAAAUACACAAAUAUUAAUUCCAGCACUUCAACAAAAAUAUCAAAAGUGCCAUGAAACAAUCGGCUCAUGGAUACAAAUGUCAUUCAAGGUAAGAAACACAUUAUUACAUCACACUCCAAUAUAUUUCUGUUGUGUUUUUAGCAUUUACAUGAAACGUAAUUUUGCGAAAUCAAUAAAAAAAUAUAUUUAUCCACUUCAUCGGGUUUUUUGUCAUUUUUAUAAUAAUAAAUUCAUGUAUAGUUUAGAAGCAGUGUUGUCAAGUUUAUAUUUCUAUUAUCCAAUUGUUUCCAUAGCACAUCUGAUAAUUUAAUUUGAGGUUAUGUAAAAUACCGUUUAAAAGAAAUAACUGGAGUUAUGUAAGUGUUAAUUUCGAAUUCUUGGAAGUGUCAAAGGAAUUUGUGUCGUGUAGAAUCGCCCGCUGAAUUUUUUGUAGCAGUUUGCCGACGCCCCGUACAAUGAUUAUGAUUUUUAUUUAGUCGAAGUGGCAGACGUUACAUAACCAUGUUGGGGCGAAGUUGCCCUCGGGAUGUUUUUACAUUCUUUUUAGUGCCUUAUUUUAAGACAAAAAAAAAUGUACUUAAUUUUUGAAGGUCUCGUCGGAAAUAUGCCUACCAGGUGUCUUUAUAGUCGUGUUGUGUUACAUGUUACAUUUUUACAAAGAAAUCAGAGUUUCCUUAGAUUUGACGUUUAAUAAUGUCGAUUAUUUAUGAGAUAGAUGUAGAUACCCAGUAAACAUCGAUUUUUAUAGGUCAGGUUCCUCAGGUCGAAAAAAGUUCACUUUUGAUUAAUGUUCAAAUCAUUAUGGUUGUUUGCUUAAUUAUAAAUUAUACGCAUGAAGUGGCGAUUUUACAAGUUUUCAGGAAUUCGUGUGGUUUGGGAUCAGUGACGGUUAUUUUAGCGAAUGUUUGUCUUUCUACUUUUCUAAAAAUGUCGCAAAAAAUUUCUAAACGUAGAUUUAAUUCCCCCUAAAUUUUUUCAUUGCUAUUAUAAUGGCUACACGUUUGAGGAAAGACAACUUCUUGAUCUUGACAACUUUUUUGUGCAUCUUUAACGCUGGAUGGUAUUGAUCGUAAUCCGACUUGAAGAAUGCUCGCAUUUUCUAAGUGGUUCUAAUAAAACUAUAACUGCAGGUAGAAUAGGACUAUCGGUACUGAUCAGUGCCAGGAAACAUAAAAUAAAUGAGUAUUAAAAAAAAUUUAAACUGUUCGUGUCUCAAAGACGAAGUAUUUUCGAAUUUACGUUCAUGUUUCUGUAAUUUUGUUGCCAGGAUACUGCUACGCCCUGUAUUAAUUUGGGCAAAAUUUUGUAAAACGGACCUCAAUCAAUUUUAUUUCAACUAUAAUUCUUAAUUGUAACGAAAAUCAAUUGGGGGGAAGAGUAUUAAUCGAACGUUACAAAAGAACCAUACAUUUUUUAUAUUUUUAUUCAGGGUUGAGCUGUAUUGGUGUAAAUUUAAACUCGUUGAAGUAAUUGUAUUCAAAUAUUAUGUCAUAAAUUUUGGAAUUAGACGUUUUUAAUUCAGAAUCCUGCUUAAGUUUUUCUGCAACCAGUUACUUUAAGGUUAAAGGUAAGGUAAUUAAAACAAUUCUAAAAAAAUUCCUGAACUGUCUUUAAUGAAGAUGUGUACAGGGUCGGAAAGUCCCCAUGGUUCAUCGGCCGUUACGUGAGAGCGAUAAAGAAAGUCAUAGA